This is a messenger RNA of Cucurbita maxima (winter squash), 840 nucleotides long. RefSeq lists its product as uncharacterized. The transcript has 3 exons. Lineage: Eukaryota; Viridiplantae; Streptophyta; Magnoliopsida; Cucurbitales; Cucurbitaceae. The record is from RefSeq and is a predicted model, not a curated record. The coding region runs from base 144 to 668 and encodes 174 amino acids.
UUGUUCAGAGUGGAGAUUCUUGACGUGCGUCUUCGAGAGGGCAAUCAAAGAGAGCGUCAGACUCAUUUACUCGAAGUUCAUACUCUGCUACCCUCUCCCUCCUUCAAAAACCACACACUUGGAGUUGUUGAGUUCAGAAGAGGAUGGGGAACUGUCAGGCGGCGGAAGCGGCCACGGUGGUCAUCCACCACCCUGGGAAUCACAAGAUCGAGAGGAUUUAUUGGUCCGUAAGUGCACACGAGAUCAUGAACUCCAACCCCGGCCACUACGUUGCGCUCCUCCUCACCUCCUCCACUUUCAACUCCCAAAAUGGAAACCCAAUCAAGCAGCUCAAGCUACUCCGUCCCGAUGACACUCUUCUCAUCGGCCAUGUCUAUCGUCUCAUCUCAUUCGAAGAUGUGCUGAAGGAGUUUGCUGCGAAGAAAUGUGUGAAAUUAGGGAAGUUGCUGAGAGAGGGAGGAGCACUGUCGGUGGGGAUGAAGAUCAAGCCCUCGGAUUCUGCUUCAAAUUCAUCCCAAAAUCAUAGGAAGCCGGAGCGUCGCCUGGAAAGCAGCAAUGCCGGCGGCAGCGGAGGCGGAGGAGGACAGAGAAGUAUGGGAAAGCAUUAUGGGGGUGGAUGUCAAUGGAGGCCAGCUUUACAGAGCAUUGAAGAAUUUGGAAUUAAUUAACCCGAUCUCUAUCUUUAUACGUUUAUAUGUCAUCUCUCGGCCUCUGCAGCAUUAUUAAGUUCUUUCCAUCUAAACUCUGCACCCAACUUAAUUAGUCUAAGAUGGUUCCAUGAGUUUUCUUUAAUGUAAAUUAUGCCCGAGAUCAUAUUAUAUAAUUCCUCAAUCACUGUUC